This is a messenger RNA of Culicoides brevitarsis, 1804 nucleotides long. RefSeq names its product male-specific lethal 1-like 1. The record is from RefSeq and is a predicted model, not a curated record. The coding region runs from base 33 to 1241 and encodes 402 amino acids. Gene Ontology annotation, molecular function: chromatin binding. The transcript has 2 exons. Lineage: Eukaryota; Metazoa; Arthropoda; Insecta; Diptera; Ceratopogonidae. Gene Ontology annotation, cellular component: MSL complex.
AUUGCCGGAAAAAUCGAAAAUCUGCAUUUUAAAUGCAACAAAAGUCGGUAAAUAAUGCUGCGAUGGAGUCCAAGGCCUACAAUGCACUGAAACAAAUCGAGAAAACGAGUGCCCUCUACGCGGAUCACAUUUAUUGCAACCAGCCACAAUUGCUCGAAAAUGAAAACAGCAAGAAACAGGAAUCGGUAAACAGCUUGAAAUCGAUGCUAAUCCUGCAUUUGGAGGUCGUAAAAGAGCAAGCGGACCAACUUUUGUGCAAAGACAAGCUGAUUGCAAAGCUAAAACAGGAAAAUGAGGAAUUAAAGGCGCGCUUGGAGAAAUAUGAACAACAACAACGACACCAUCAUCAUCAUCAUCGCAGUAGCCAGCAGCAUCAACAACAGCAGCAAACGAAGCGUAUAUCAACAACAACAAAAAAUCCGCAAACACGAACAACCGCGGUGACGAACGAUGAAAGUGAGACAAAUAAGCGAAGCAGUGAUACGAUUUUGAGUGCAGCGACAACAACCAUCACAUCUCCGACUCCGAAACGGCGGAAAAUCGAGAGAAAACCAAUCGAAAAGUCGAUUUCUUCUAGUCUGGCAACAUCAACAGAAGCAACGCCGCCCGUAAAUCCAGUUUCGGAAGCAGAAAAAUUGCCGCAAGAAACGCCGGUUGCUGAAACAACAACAACAACUACCGAAAAUGCACCAAAAAAAGGACCAAGAACGUCGUUCAUCACGACAGCAGCCGACUACAUUCUCUGUGAUUGGCAAAAAAGCGAGGCAGAACUCGAUGCGGAUGCCGAACCGCAUGUUCGGGCAACGCUGGAGAUCCCGUCGUGGCAAGUGCUCGAACGUUCGUUCCAAAAUACCUUCCCGCCCGAGCAAACGGAAGACAUGUCCGAUGACGCCUUCUUGAAGCGACACACAAAAUUCGAAAUUGACGAGAGACGCCGCAAAAAGUGGGACGUUCAACGACUGCGAGAACAAAAACAAGUCGAACGCUUAAAGAAACGCUACCAAAAAGACGAGUACGACGAGCGCGAUCAAAAAGCCGAACACAAAAGCAUCACGUCCUUUUAUCCGUCGCCCGAAAACAUCAUGUUCAUCCAAAUUGUCGACGAGCUACCUGUGCUGGCAUUCGGCGAUCCGAUUCCCGCGCUACCCGAAAGCGAUUUUACGCUAACGUGGCUCACCAACACCGAUCCACGCAUCAAUCCGUCAUUCACCAAAACACGCUUUUUCAGCAAGAAGAAAUGAAUGAAUGCGGAAAAAAUGAAAUUUUUCGUCGGGUUUUCUUGGAACGAGAACCCUUUUUCAUCUAAAUUUAUGCCUACUUUGAGAAAAUGCAACACAAAAAAAAAAUAUUUAAAAAAAUAGACAUUGUUAGAAUUUAUAUAUUUGUUAGAGUUAUAAAUUGAAGGAAAAAAAGAACAAAGACACACACAGGCAAGGUUGCUUCUGCCGCAUCUGGAAAGAACGAGAAGCGAACCGCGUGGAAAAAACAUAAAGAAAAGAGAUUCUCACGAAAUUGUUAUGAACAAUUUAUUUAUCAGACGACAACAUAUUUACAUAAAAAAAACACACACAUCUUAUCUAAGGAACCCAUAAAUUGAGAACCCUGUUUUAAGUGUUAUAGCUCUUUAUAUCUAUUAACUAGAUAUUAUUGUUUUCAAAAUUCAAAAUUUUUAAAAAUAAGUCAAGAAAAAACAAACAAAACGUUGUUCGGAGAUACAGAUUCUGAUUUUAUUUAUGAUAAUAAUAAUUUUAUAUAGAUAUGUAUAGUACCUAAAAGAUAAAAAUAUGCCUAUAUAAAAACAGAA